AUGCAAAGAACCGUCAAGAGCAUUCUCGCACUCGCUCUCUUCACCGUGUUGGUGUUGUGCUUCACCACCAAAACAGCCUUCGCUCAACAACAAGAAGAGCAACUCGCUGAUUUACAACUCUUUGCCGAUCAAUUAAUGAUGUCAGACAUGAGCCAUCCUCGUUUCGAUGAACACUUGGAAAUGGUCUUGGCUGAUAUGGCAUCUUAUAAUUUUGAUAUUGAAGCUGAUGAUGAAUUAUUGAAUUAUAUUUCGACUUUGAGUGAUGCUGAAGCUAUGGCUUUGGCAAAGUCAUCUGCCAAGUUUAGAAGAUUCUUUAGAAGAGUUGGUAGAUUUGUUCGAAAGGCCGGUAGAGCCAUUGGUAAAAUUGCCAAAGUUGCUGUCCCAAUUGCUCUCACUGUCUUCUCUGGUGGUGCUGGUGCUCCUCUUUUGGGAAGUGUCGGUGGUGCCAUUGCUAAGGGUGCUGCAUUCCUCGGAAAGGCCAGUUCCAUCAUUGGUAAAGGACAAGCCAUUUUGGGUGGAUUGAAUGCCGUCACAGGUGGUAAAUCUAAAUUCUUGAAUAAGGCCACUGGAUUCUUGAACAAGGUUGGAGGUGUCAUUGGUAAGGGACAAAUGUUCUUGGGUCGAGGCGCUGACAUUGUCAGUGGCUUGAAGGGAUUGAGUGGAAAUUUGAAGAAUUUGGGCGGGUUGAAGGGACUCGUCUCCAACUUCAAACCUUCCGAAUUGUUUAAGGGUGCCAAUGUCUUCCAAAAGGGUCAAAACUUUUUGAGUAAGGCCUCUGGUUUGAUUGGAAAGGGUCAAGAAGUUUUCCAAAACUUGAAUCAAAUCACUGGUGGAAAGAGCAAGUUCAUUAACAAGGGAUUGAACUUUUUGGAUAAGGCCAACUCAUUCACUGGAAUUGGAAAGGAUGCUUUGAGUGGAAUUCAAGGAGGUGUCAACUCGCUGAAGAACUUGAAGAAUUUGAGAGGACAAGAUUUGAGAAAGAUGCUCACUUCAGGUGGACUUCAAAAAUUCUUGGGACGUGCUGAUGGAGCCAUUGGAAAGACUCAAGAUAUUUUACAACGAGUCAAUGAUGUCACUGGUGGUAAGAGCAAGAGGCUUAACAAGAUUUUGGGAGCUUUGGAAAAGGGUAGAGGAUUCGUUCAAGGUGGAAAUCAAGCCAUUGGUAGUUUCAGAGAUUUCAGAAGUUCAUUGAAGAAUUUGAAGGGUGUCAAGGGAAUUGAUGGAGCUAUUCAAGGUGCUCAAGGUGUUUUGAACAAUGGACAAAACUUUAUUGGAAGUCUCAAUCAAUUGACUGGUGGAAGAUCCAAGAGAUUGAACAAGUUGCAACAAACUUUGGGUAAGGGACAACAAUUCCUUGAUCGUGGUGCUCAAGUCGUCAAUGGUGUGAAAGGUCUCAGAAAGACCAUCAAGAGUAUGGAUCCAAACUUGUUCAAGAAUGUCUUUUUGAAGAAUGAAAAUGGAAAACUCCAAGUCAAUCAACAAGGUGUGACUCAUUUCCUUGGAAAGAUGCAACAAGUGUUGGGAACUGGAAGAGAUGUCUUUGAAAAUUUGAAUCAAGUCACUGGUGGAAAGAACAAGUUCAUCAACAAGGCCCUCCAAGUCCUCCAAAAGGGACAAAAUGGUGUCGAACAAGGACAAGAAGCUGUUCAAAAGGCUCAUGACAUUUGGCAAGCUGUUGAAAAUGUUGCUCACAACAUGAAGGUCUCAUUGGAACAACCAACUGCUGAGGGUCCAGAGCAACCUGCUGAAGUUGAACAACAACCAGCUGAAACUCCAGUUCAAGAAACUCAACAACCAGUCGAUGGUCCAGUUGCUGAAGUCCCUCCUGAACAAGCUCAACCAGAUUUUGAACCAAACGAACAAGUGCCUCAAAAUGUUGAACCAGCUGCUGCAGGAUAA
Molecule: messenger RNA, 1899 nt
Organism: Naegleria lovaniensis
Lineage: Eukaryota; Heterolobosea; Eutetramitea; Acrasida; Naegleriidae
Exons: 2
Coding region: 1-1899 (632 amino acids)
Source: RefSeq, a predicted model, not a curated record